ACCUUGAUGUCAGUCAAAUAGUGCCCGUCUGGAUUCGUGUAUUGCGUAGAGAGAACGAGACAGUAAUUUGAGGCAUCGGUCGGUGGCCUAGCUGCUGCGUGUAUUUACCGUGUAAUUAUCCAACGUUUGCUAGGAAUUCGUAAGUGAGCCGAUGCAGAUCGACUUCCGUCCCCGGCCAAACGAACCGAUCCGCAAGGAAACCAACUGAAAAGCGAAAUUUAAUUGAAGCAGCAAAAAAAGAUGGGCGGUCAAAAGUUUCAGUACGAUGAAAGCGGUGGAACGUUUUUCUACUUCAUACUUUCAUUUCUGGCUCUGAUACUUAUUCCGGCCACAUUCUACUUCUGGCCCCGGAAACGGAAAGAAGACCCUGAACGCUACAAGGCAGAAUGUCAAUGCGAGGGAUGCCUCCAGAAACGCAUUCUAAUCUCACAUUCCGACCCGUACAAGGGUGUGAAAGCAUUUUUCGUCAAGCUUGCGAUUAUCGGAGGCUGGGCGCUGCUAGUAUUCCUAACCUACAAAGUAUCUCAAUUUGACUAUGAAAUGUCUAACUUCGACCCGUACGAAAUUUUGGGUGUGCCACUGGGAUCCUCCCAGAAGGACAUCAAGAAGGCAUACCGCACCCUUUCAUUAAUUCUGCAUCCUGACAAGGAAACGGGUGACGAAAAGGCGUUCAUGAAGCUGACGAAGGCCUACCAAGCGUUGACCGACGAAGAGGCUCGGAAGAAUUGGGAGAAAUAUGGAAAUCCAGAUGGUCCGGGUGCAACAUCUUUCGGUAUCGCUCUGCCCUCGUGGAUUGUCGAGAAAGAGAACUCCGUUUGGGUGCUUGGAUUGUACGCGCUGGUGUUCAUGGUUGCCCUCCCGACCGUGGUCGGAACUUGGUGGUAUCGUUCCAUUCGAUACAGCGGUGACAAGGUGCUGCUGGACACCACUCAGAUGUAUUUUUACUUUUUCCACAAAACGCCUCAUAUGCCAUUGAAGCGUGUAGUGAUGAUUCUGGCCGCUAGUUUAGAGUAUGAUAAACGGCAUAAUGCUCAAGUGGUGGAGCGACAAUCUGAUAAUGAGGAAGUUCCGAUGCUCAUCAAACAACUACCGAAUCUGAACGAGAAAUGCAAGGAAUUACCGUUGUGCCGAAUGUACUCGAUCAAAACUCGAGCCAUUUUGCAUGCUCAUCUCAGCCGUAUGGCACUUAACCCACACACUCUGGACAAGGACCGACAGUUUAUCGUUAAGAAAUGUCCCUAUCUCAUCCAGGAGAUGGUUAGUUGCGUCAAUCAGCUGAUCAUGCUCGCGUACGCACGAAGAAUUUCCAAACUGCCCCGAAUCGAAACCAUCGAGAACUGUAUGAAACUAUCCCCGAUGAUCAUCCAGGGACUGUGGGAAUUCAAAAACCCACUGCUUCAGCUGCCCCACGUAACGGAAGAUCAUUUGCGGUAUUUCAUUUCCAAGAAGCGCCCCGUUCGUAACCUGCAACAAUUUGCCCAACUGCCGGCAGAGGAAAGCCGUCUGGUUCUGCGCAGUUUGAGCGACUUCGAGUACGAGAACGUGGUGAAAGUGUUGGGCCGAAUGCCAUUGAUUGAUUUCAGCGUGAAGUGUGAGGUUGUUGACGACGAGAACUCGAACGUGGUUACGGCUGGUGCGAUCGUAACCGUUACGGUGGAACUGGUGAGGCGCAGUAUGAGUGAACUGUUCGGCGACACAAACGCCAAGGAGAAGCAAAGCAUUACUGAAGGAAAUGAAGAUCCCGCCGAGGGCGCAGAGGAUGGAACCGAAGGUACGACGCCCAAGGACGAAAAGGAAGAAGUCAAGGUGAAAAAGCCAGCGAAGUCGAAGAGCGGCCACAAGGGCAAGGGCAAAGGUAGUAAUCACAAAAAUAGACAAAGGCAUGCGCAGGCAGCUGCCGCGGCCGCAGCAGCAGCGGCUGCCGCCGCUCAGGCACAGAACCAGGCCAACAAGGCUGAGAAGAUAAAAACCAACGACAAAACCCGAAAGGAUGAUUCGGACGCGGAAAGUGGCGCUGAAAGUGACAACGAUGGCAGUUCGGACGAAGAUAAAAAAUCUUCUGUAGAGGAUGACGACGUUGAGUGGGAAAAAUUCCAGCAGAAGAUAAACAAACGCGAAAAGUUGGAAGGAAAAUCCAAAGUAUCCCAUCCCGUUCACUGUCCGUUAUUCCCAGAGGAAAAAUACGAAUACUGGUGGACGUACAUCUGCGAUCGAAAAUCUCGCACCCUGCUGACGGCCCCCUAUCACGUGACCAAUCUGGUUCACCGCGAGGAAGUUCAGCUCAAAUUCACAGCGCCCAAGUGGCCCGGAGUGUAUGUUUUCACCGUGUGUCUGCGAUCGGAUUCCUACUUCGGAAUGGAUCAGCAGGUUGACCUGAAGCUGGACGUUAAGGAAGCAACGGCGAUACCGACUGAGCAUCCCCAGUGGGACAUCAGCGAGUCCGACUCCGAAGUGAACGAACAGCAUGCCAACGAGAGUGAAUUCACCACAGAUUCGUCCGAUGCCGAGAACGAGGAUGAUUAGAUGAUGAGUGUGCGCGAGUGUGAGUUUGUUUUCCUUUAGUUCUACAUUCUACUACAGAUUUACUGAACCAAAUCCAUUCACACUAAGAGUAAACAGUAAAACAAACCUGUUCCCACAAACGAAUCAUAAAGCUUUUGUUGAUCGAAUCUUAAUAGUAAAUGAAGGCACAUUUUUAAAUGAAAUUGGAAGUAGGAUGAAAAUUCGUAGGUAUUUAUGGUUUACUAUUCUAAACUUUACACCUACAAACAAUUAAAACAAUCACAUUGAAUCUGAAAGCAGAAACACAAAAAAAACUGGUAAGCAACGGAGAUUUUUCCCCGUGAGCUGUUUAUUUUUCUCUAUUCCUCCAAAGGUAUAUAUGGUGAGAGGAAAUUGAUUACGAUUACGAGUAAAACAACAAUGCUCAAAAUGC
This is a messenger RNA of Toxorhynchites rutilus septentrionalis, 2935 nucleotides long. It is a transcript of the gene Sec63, whose product is annotated as translocation protein SEC63 homolog. Gene Ontology annotation, cellular component: Sec62/Sec63 complex. The record is from RefSeq and is a predicted model, not a curated record. The transcript is spliced from 8 exons. Bases 241 to 2523 code for a protein of 760 amino acids. Lineage: Eukaryota; Metazoa; Arthropoda; Insecta; Diptera; Culicidae. Gene Ontology annotation, biological process: SRP-dependent cotranslational protein targeting to membrane; post-translational protein targeting to endoplasmic reticulum membrane. Gene Ontology annotation, molecular function: transmembrane protein transporter activity; RNA binding.